CAGACAGAGGAACCAGCCCCCUGUCUGCCAGCUCAGCUGACAACAGCAGCACCUCGGAAACCAGAUAAUGAUGGCAGACUCUGGAAGUAACGAAGCAGUAGCUGUGAUCGGUAACACCGACAUCACUUCAACGGAAUCCGAAAACAACUUAAUAAACACGAUGGUGGAAAGAGGAUCAUCCCUGUUAAUAAAAAUGGAGAUCAAUGUGUCAGAGGCAGAGAAGAGAACAGGGAAGAACACGGUUAACAUGCAGGAAACCUACACGGUCUAUCUCAUAGAAACACGUCCAGCUGAGUCUGUCCCAGAGGGAAGUACACCUGCAGCACCUGACACCCUGUGGAGACGCUAUAGUGAGUUUGAGCUGCUCAGAACGUAUCUCCUGGUCACCUACUCAUACAUCAUCAUCCCCCCUCUACCAGAGAAAAGGGCCGAGUUUGUGUGGCACAAGCUGACAGCAGACAACCUGGACCCCGAUUUCGUCGAGCGCCGGCGAGUUGGUCUGGAAAACUUCUUGCUGCGAGUUGCAUCACAUCCUGUCCUUUCCAAUGACAAAAUCUUCUUCCUCUUUCUGACGGAGGAGAAGGGAUGGAGGGAGGCUGUUUUGGAGACAGGUUUCCAAGACAAGGUUGACUCCAGACUGAAGUCUCUGAGUGCGAGUUUCAGAGUCAAGAACCCUGACAAGCGAUUCACAGCAUUGAAACAGUACAGUGAUGAAUUGAACACUGUUAUCACUCAGUUACUGAGGGUGCGGGCGAGAGUAGCAGACAGGCUGUAUGGAGUUUACAAGGUCCAUGGUAACUAUGGCCGAGUGUUCAGUGAGUGGAGUGCGAUAGAGAAAGAGAUGGGCGACGGUCUACAGAGUGCUGGCCACCACAUGGACACGUAUGCUGCAUCAAUAGACGACAUUUUGGAGGAAGAAGAGCAUUACGCAGACCAACUGAAAGAAUACCUCUACUACACCGAAGCUGUCAGGUCAGUGUGCAGGAAGCAUGAGUUGGUCCAGUAUGAGUUGGAGAUGGAAGCUCUGGAUCUUGGACAUAAGAAACAACAGAAAGAAGAGCUGGCUACAGGGACGGUGCGAGUGUUCUCCCUCAAGGGGAUGACCAGUAAGCUGUUUGGCCAUGAGAGCCCAGAGCAGAGGGAGAGCAGGCUGGCAGCCUUGGAGCAGAGUAUCCAGGAGGGGGAACAAACGCUGAAGGAGAAGAACACAGAGUGCCAAGAGUUUGUGCGAGCUGCCUGGGAAGACAUCGAGCGCUUCAAGGAGCAGAAGGACAAUGAUUUGCGGGAAGCUCUAAUCAGCUAUGCCAUUAUGCAGAUCAGCAUGUGUAAGAAGGGAAUCCAGGUGUGGUCCAAUGCCAAGGAGUGUUUCAACAAAAUGUGAGCCACUUCCCAGCCAAUCACUCUCCUGCACCAAAGCAAUAGUCAGACAGAUUGUUCAGAGUGGGACCUGCAGUCUUAUGGAGAAGGCAAUGGGAGCCCAAAUUUUGACUUCAUUUCCUUUUGCUACACAGAUUUGAAGCCACUUGACAGGACUCUCUAUCACAUUUUCUCUCUCACAACAUGCACACGCGCACACACACACACACACACACACACACACACACACACACACACACACACACACAAUUCACACAAACGUUUCCAAACCUUUAAGAUCCCUGUGUGGUAUUCAGAUACGAUUCUGCGCAACUUUCAUAAUGCAGAUGAUUCAAAUGAACAAAUGUCCAUCCUUUGCUGCAAAUCUGGCAGCAUGUCCAAGAGGAAAAUCCUAAUGUGUGAUAACUACCCAGUAGGAAUAGCUGUGUAGUUUAUUUCAGUUGUUAUACUUAUAGGUCUUAUCUCUUACCCUAAGAAAAGGAAGGUGAUGGGAGUGAGAGCCAGUGGUUCAUAUAAAACUGCAACAAUUAGAAGUCUGAGUUCAAACAUUUUGAAAGAAGGCCGGAUUAAGAACUUUUUUUUUUGUACAUCAGUGACCAUCAUCCAGCCUGUUUGGUCUAAUUUUACACAUUAAAACACAAUGUAUUGUCAACUACACUCAAAACAAUUAUCUUAGACUUUGAUGAUGAGUCACCUACUGUAUAUUUAGGUCUGUUGAAUUUCUAAUUGACUCUUUGCAAGAGACUCUGUAAUCUGUGUCCCCAGACCUCCUACAUGUAGCAGAACUGAACAGUGAAAGGGAAUCAUUGUGAGGAUUGUUGCUGUACUCUUCUACCACUACUUUCUCUCAGGCACAAAUAAGAUCAGGGAUGCUGUAGCUAAAUUUAAUAUGAAAAGUUGACAACAAUUCUUAAUUCACUACGUUCCUCUCUUUGGGAAUGUUAUCUGAUAAAAAUGUCAGCUAAUGAAUCAGACCAAAAUAAUCAGAGGGAAGUGCAGGGCAGCAUGGGCAACACUUAAGGAAGUCCCUUUAUGGUUACAGCAGGUUUCCUUUUCUUGAAUAAGAUGUUCUACACUUCAUGCUGAAGUCAGUCUUUAUGCUGCUAUUAAUCAAUAGCCGACCAAAGAGCCUUCAACCUGGUACUUGUAUGCUAUAUUUUUCAGGAGGAGACAAAAGGAGAAGGGAAGUUAAAGAUGUGGAUCUUUUUGUUUUGUGCUAGAAGCAUAGAGCAUAGAGUUAAAAGUCAUAAAGGCUUUGCACAGUUUCAGUUACAGUAAAGCCUUUUUUUUAUGUCUUGUCCUCCUUAAUGAAGGCCAGAAUCAUGGUGCCCCCACACGCUGCCUGAUGUACAAAGUGCACCAAACAUGAAAAUCAAGAGUCUUUUCUUUAGACUGCCAGAGCCUCUAGCCUUAAGAAGAACAUUGGUUUUGCACAAAAGGGUAGAGGUUAGAUUGUGAAGAUCAAAACGCUCUUUCAGCCUCUUUCUUUAUCACCAAACUAAAUAAUCAACCUUAGUUCCAAGAAUGCCUCGGGUUGCUUUUUUAUGAAAAAUAACGACCAAAUUUGUGAACAUUUUUAACUGUUUGUUUAAUCCUUAAGAUCUGGCUCACUAGAUCUGCUCUACAUUUAAAAUCUGCCACUAUUGCUUUGUUUUCUGAUCUUCGUGUUAGGAGGACAAAUGGGUGUAAAAAUCAAUGUGACAUGUAAGUGAAAAUAAUAACCAAUCUAAUGAAAUGAUCCCAAAUUAAAGCUUUGCUGUACGUUUUUAUUAUAAAUAGGCAACAUGAAAUGAGAUUGUUUUUUUAUGUAAUCAUUGUGCUAAGACACUAAUAAAAAUAUUUCUUUUUGUAA
Labrus mixtus (cuckoo wrasse) is the source of this 3229-nucleotide messenger RNA. Its product is annotated as sorting nexin-4-like. The coding region runs from base 68 to 1381 and encodes 437 amino acids. The record is from RefSeq and is a predicted model, not a curated record. The transcript has 14 exons. Gene Ontology annotation, molecular function: phosphatidylinositol binding. Gene Ontology annotation, biological process: protein transport. Lineage: Eukaryota; Metazoa; Chordata; Actinopteri; Labriformes; Labridae.